This is a messenger RNA of Panicum hallii, 918 nucleotides long. RefSeq lists its product as uncharacterized. The record is from RefSeq and is a predicted model, not a curated record. Bases 1 to 918 code for a protein of 305 amino acids. Lineage: Eukaryota; Viridiplantae; Streptophyta; Magnoliopsida; Poales; Poaceae. The transcript has a single exon.
AUGAGGGUGCUAGCAUAUGGUGGUGCGGCUGAUUCACUUGACGAGUACAUUCGUAAGGGUGAGAGCACGGUCAUUGAAACUGUCAAUCACUUCACGCGCACUAUUGUUUCACUUUAUGCAGAUGAGUACCUUAGGGAACCCACAGCCAAUGAUAUUUCUCGGUUACUUAGUAUUGCUGAAGAAAGGGGGUUCCCGGGAAUGCUAGGGAGCAUCGAUUGCAUGCACUGGGAAUGGGAAAAAUGCCCCACAGCAUGGCAUGGUCAGUACAGGGGCCACUUCAAAAAACCUACCAUUAUCUUGGAGGCAGUGGCAAGUUAUGAUCUUUGGAUUUGGCACGCCUUUUUUGGGAUGCCCGGAUCUUGCAAUGAUAUAAAUGUGUUUAAUCGAUCUCAUGUGUUUGACUCCAUUUCUAGUGGUUACGGUCCUGAAGUUGAUUUCAAGGUGAAUGGCAAAGAUUAUCAUAUGGGAUACUACCUCACUGAUGGAAUUUAUCCUCCUUGGGCCACCUUUAUAAGUGGUGUUCCUUCUCCAGUCAACAUGCAGCAGCAGCAUUUCACACUAGCCCAAGCAGCUUAUAGGAAAGAUGUUGAAAUGAUGUUUGGAAAACUACAAGGAAAGUACCAUAUAGUCAAAGGGCCUGCUAGGGUAUGGUGUCCGGAGGAUAUGAGAUAUAUUAUGUUGUGUGUUGUAAUCUUGCAUAAUAUGGGCAUCAAGUAUGAGCGUGGACCAGGGUUGGCAAUACAAGAGUAUGAAGGUUCUACCGAACCUAGGCUCUCAAACACCCGAAAUGUUCCUGAGAUAUCUGCUUUGAUUGAGAACCACAGACGCAUCAGGUCUCAGGCUGCCAAUGCACAGUUGAAGGAAGACUUGAUCGAGCACCUAUGGAUUCAUGACGGCCAUCGAAGAGUCCAGCAGUAA